Bicyclus anynana (squinting bush brown) is the source of this 4378-nucleotide messenger RNA. Its product is annotated as dnaJ homolog subfamily C member 1. Gene Ontology annotation, cellular component: endomembrane system. The transcript is spliced from 8 exons. The record is from RefSeq and is a predicted model, not a curated record. Bases 118 to 1485 code for a protein of 455 amino acids. NCBI's taxonomy places the organism in Eukaryota, Metazoa, Arthropoda, Insecta, Lepidoptera, Nymphalidae.
UUCUUUCUUUUCUGUCAUUGUCAAGUGAAUAAUAUGAUGUUGAAUGUUCGCGUUUAUUUAAAUUUUAUAUUAUUUUAGUUAAAUUAUAAAAAAUAUCUUAAAUGAGUAGUGCUUAAAAUGCGGUGUGUUAUUUUUCUGCUCUGCUCAACAAUAUUGAGUGCUGCGGCGUGGGACGAUGAUGAUUUGGAAGUAUUUGACGUGGUUGAUGAAGUGAACCAAAAUUUCUAUGAAUUGUUAGGAGUUACACAGGAUGCAUCACAAUCAGAAAUAAAGACUGCCUUUAAGAAAUUGACUCUAAAAUUGCACCCGGAUAAGAAUGAUGCCCCCGACGCUGAUGUACAGUUCAGGAACUUGGUGUCUGUUCACAACAUACUUAAAGAUCCAGGGAAAAGGGAAAAGUACAAUGAAGUGCUGAAGAAUGGUCUUCCGAACUGGCGCUCGGCGGUAUACUAUUACCGGCACGUGCGAAAGAUGGGCCUGGCGGAGGGCUCCCUCAUCCUAUUCAUAAUCAUCACAUUUGGACAGUAUGCAGUCGGGUGGGCAGCAUAUGCUGAAAAACGGUACACAGCAGAACAAAUAUUAAACAGUAGAGGUAAAAAGCAUCUCAAGAAGUCUGGCUUUGACACUGGCCUAGCAGAAAUAUUAGAUCAAAUGCCCAAACCUAGUAUUAAAGACACACUGCCCUUUCAAAUACCUCGUGCAAUAUGGUGGACGAUUACUGGUAUACCUGCCACUAUAAUUGAGUUACGGAGGAGAAGGAAAGAGAUGCAGGAGGAAGAGAGAAGAAGAAAAAAGAGGGAAGAAGAAGAGAAGGCGAGAGCGGAGCGCGAAGCGGCGCUCGCGGCUGAGAACAAGCAGGCCGGCGCAGCGAGGCGGCGGCGCGCCUUCGUGCCGCCGGAGCGCGACUGUCUGCUGGACCCCGUCGCCGAGCCUGACGACGACGCGCCCGUCGUGCGACAAGUCAAACCCGCCGCGCCGGUGAUCUCAGGCGGGCUGUGGACGGACGAGGACCUGGCGGAGCUGGUCCGGCUCGUCAAAAAGUACCCGCCGGGCGCGGGCGAGCGCUGGGAGCGCAUCGCCGACGCCAUGUGCCGCAGCGUGCCCGAGGUCACGCACAUGGCGGCCAAGCUCAAGGAGAACUGCUACAAGAUACCCGGACAGGAGGCGGUGGAGGAGACCCCGCCUGAACCACCCAAAAAGGUGAAGACGCGCAAGGUGGAGGAGAGUCACGGCGGCAACUGGUCGCAGCAGCAGCAGCGCGCGCUGGAGGCGGCGCUGGCGCAGCACCCCAAGGGCGGCGCCGGCGACCGCUGGCAGAAGAUCGCCAGCCAGGUGCCCGGGAAGACCAAAGAGGAAUGUAUGCAGAGAUGUAAAUAUUUGUCAGAAUCACUGAGGAAGCAGAAGCAGAAAGAAGAAGAAGAGCAGAGAGAACAGGAGCUACACAGAGAGAGCACAGAAGCAGUUAGCGAGAGUGAUAAUAAUUAGAAAAAAAUUGUGAUACAUAUGAAUAGCAGUCUGUGCUUGUUUAUUGUGUUGUGUAUAUAGCUUUGCAAGUUCGUUGGUGACAUUACCAUGAUAUGCGGGCGACGGGAGGUGAAGGACUGCGCGGGUAUGAAGUCGUGCGCGGGGCAUCGCUACCCCCCUUCCGACCCCCGUGGACCUUCGGGAGUGUUACGAACGAAUUUGCCAAGCUGUAACAGUCAACAUCCGAAUUAGAGAAUGUCCUUCACUUGUUUAUUGGAUGAACUGUUUCAUGUCAUACUAGCAGACGCAUUGCUGUUUUUCCGCUUGAAUAUGGAGAAUAAUUAAUAAUAUAUUGCGAGUAGCCUAAAAUACUACUUUUUUUUUACAAAAAUACAAAAAUACUUCUGCUGGUCUAUUCACUAAUUUAGUCUUUACUGACAAUUUAUUUAAAAACAUUUCCCUCCUUCUGACGCAGUCGGGUAAUAAACAUAUUAUAAUCAACUGAGAAAUGUGAUCUACCUGUUGUAUGAUAUCCACAAAGGGUUGUCAGUAGGAACCGGAUGACAUUUGUUACAUAGAAUCUCAAUUUCGUAUAUGUCAACUGACAAACGUCAAAGUUAGUGAAUUGGCCUGCUGGCCAUACUGUCAUUAACCAUUUUCUUCUUUUUUUUUAGAAAAUAUUUGUCAUAUCUUUUAAAUGUGACCAAUAUUCUUAUUCCAAUCUAACUAGUCGGCAAAUACUGUAUUAUAGCGGGCCGGGGGGCGUGUAGCGAUGAAUGAAAAACCCACGACUGAUGCUCGUUACUUCCCCGCAGGCACGAUUUCACACCCGCGCAGUCUUUCCCCCUGUCGCCCGCAUAUCAUGGGAGUGUUAUCAACGAACUUGAAAGACUAGAAGUGGAUCAAAUCAGCACCCUUCGGUGAUGAGUCCGACCGCUUUGCCGAUGAACCGGUUUCUGUUUUUGAAAUAAUGUUAUUUCAUCCAACGAAAAGAUGGGUGAAGGUCGUUUCUAAUCUGGGUCUUCUACACGCAACAUGGUGAUGGUUUCCUUAUCAAACUGUAGUGUGUUUUGUAUCGGAAGAGCAUAGGUAUAUUAUAGAAAUUAUGUAUCAAUGGCUCAGACCAAUUACCUUCUAUUGGACUUGUAUUACACAAAAAUUCACCAACAAUGAAUAAUGUUACUAGGUACGCAAAAUCAUUUGAAACUUCGUUACAUUAUAGCAUUUAAUUAUACAUAUACAGAUACACUAGUUUUUGUUUUAUUUAAAAAUACCAAAUAGUUAGGAUUUUACAUGCAUUCAAAGUUCGCGUUCGACUCCCGCUAACGGUCGCGAUAUUGUAAAGCGUCGCAAAGUACGAAAUUGCCUAUAACGAGCGAGCAAAUGUUGUUUGAUGACGUCACGGCGCGCUCCCUUUAAAAUUCUAUAUCUCGCGAAUUAAUUAACGUAUCAAAAUAAUUUUUUCACGAGUAUUUUUUGUUUUUAAUGGAGAAAGCUAACAUUUAAAAAUAGUUAACAUUAUUCAUUGUCUGUUUUACGUUUACUGGGCACGAGAUAAACUCACACAUCGAAAAUAUGUAUAUGCCACCAAUAAAUAUAUCCUGUGUCCAUUCACCACACAUAACAAUAAAUUUUAAUUCGUAAUACACCAUAUCACAAUGAAACAUUGAUUCUAUAGAAGCAGUUUGUAUGAACUCGUUAGAUCAUGAUCAUAUAGUUUUGACAGAGGGGUAACCUCUAACGAGGCAGGUCCUAUAUAAAGUAAUUGGUCCGAGAUAAUUGCGGAAAAGAGACAUCGGCAAUGGCAAUUCUCUUUGGACAUUGUCUAUGCUAAAUUGUGUAUACGAAGUCUUCCAUGACUGCGACAAGAUGAACUCGAACAGACUAAGGGUUCAUUUAAUGCGCGACUGCAGUUGGCUGCCGCCGAGACGUCGUCGACUGCCGCCGAGACGUCGCCGACUGCAGUCGACUGCCGUCGCCUGCCGCCAAAACGUCGCCGAUUGCAGUCGACUGCGGUCGUCAGUAGAGUUGCCGCUCGUGUAAAUGAACACUAAGUCGAAACUAGUGCAUUUGUCAUUUACUGAAGCGUGUAUUAGUCAGUACUGUACAUCUAUGAAUAUCUGGAGAUCGACCAUUUUUCAUACAUGAGCCCAAAUUCAAUGAAUGAACCGUUACAAUGUCUUAAUUAGUAUCAUAUAAUAAAUAAUAAUAUCGGUUUUAGACUGGUUUCAUUUCAGUUUUAUUGAAAGUUGCUUAAUCAAUAUGGGCAUAAACAUUAUAAAAUGCACGAUUUUAAAAACACGCACACUUCAAAAAAAAAAAAAAAUUAGCAACUAACAAUUCUAAUUAUUUUGUUGGUUUAUUAUUUAAAUUUAUAUAUUUUAACAUUCUCUCAUUUAUUUAUUUCUCCUUUUGUUAUUAUUAAUUUUUUAACAAAAUAUACAAAACACUAUUAAAAACUUAUAAAAAAAAUAAACCCUCCCGCUGCGGUACAUUUGAGUGCCCAAGCAACUGGUGGUCAGGGCUCCAGAGUGAGGAACCUCCUCACAAUACGCGCCGUCUCGAGAAUCACUGCCUUUUUGUAUCCGACUCUUGAUCCAACAGUUAAGUGAAAGCUUCUUGAGGUGUUGGUCGAAGCUUUAGAUAUUUAUUAUUAAAUGAAGAAUUUUCCGUCAUUUUUUUUUCUGUAACGUGCUGGGCCUAAAAUGGUCGGUCUCCUUUAAUGUUCGAGUUGAGUUGGACCGUCUUAAACAGACAAUUCUGUAAACUUUCUUUGCUUUCUCUAUAAGACUUGUAUUGUUAUUCGUUUUUUCUGUCUUGCAUUUUUCUAUAAACAUUUAUAACGGUAUGUUUCUAGUGUUGUGUUGUUAUAUAUGAAUUUUGAAUUAUAAAAUACUGUUAUUCUAAUAUCAAA